This is a messenger RNA of Aspergillus novofumigatus IBT 16806, 1080 nucleotides long. RefSeq names its product hydroxynaphthalene reductase arp2 (gene arp2). The coding region runs from base 105 to 953 and encodes 282 amino acids. The record is from RefSeq and is a predicted model, not a curated record. Lineage: Eukaryota; Fungi; Ascomycota; Eurotiomycetes; Eurotiales; Aspergillaceae. The transcript has a single exon. Gene Ontology annotation, molecular function: oxidoreductase activity.
GAUGCAGUCUGUAUAUAAAGAUGAUCACAAACCUAUAGUGACCAUGUACACCUAAACAAACACACUAAACAAACACUUCUACACUAUUCCAUUCAACCUUCAAAAUGGUGAACACAGGAACACAUCUCCCUCUCAGCGGCAAGGUCGCCCUAGUGACCGGCGGCGGCCGAGGCAUCGGGGCCGGCAUUGCCCUCGAACUGGCCCGUCGCGGUGCCUCCGUGGCCAUCAACUACGGCCACAGCGCCAAGUCGGCUCAAGAGGUCGUCGAAGCCAUCCAGGCCAUCGGCAGCCAGGCGGUAGCCAUCAAGGCGGACCUGACCUGCGUGCCCAACAUCGAGUCGCUCAUCAAGCAGGUGGUCAGCCACUUUGGCCGGCUGGACAUUGUGGUCUCCAACUCCGGGAUGGAGAAGUUCAAGCCCCUGGAGGAGACCACCCUGGAAGACUUCAACGAGGUCUUCGAUCUCAACACCCGGGCGCAGAUGUUCGUCGCCCGCUACGCCUACGACCACAUCCAGCCGGGCGGGCGGGUGAUCCUCAUGUCCUCGAUUGCAGCGGGCCUGGGGGUGCCGGGCCACGCGCUGUACGCGGGCAGCAAGGCGGCCAUCGAGGGGUUCACUCGGUGCUUGGCGGCCGAUUUUGGGCGCAAGGGGUGCACGGUCAAUGCGAUAGCGCCGGCGGGGGUCAAGAGCGACAUGUGGCGGGAGAACGCAUGGCGGUAUGCUCCCGGGUGCGACAAGAGUUCGUCGCUGGAGGAGAUCGAGACGGCGCUGGCGAGCGGCAGUCCGUUGAAGCGGUGCGGUGUGCCCGAGGACAUUGGCAAGGUGGUUUCAUUCCUGGCGAGUCCGGAUGCGGAAUGGGUGAACGGUGAGUUUCUUUCUGGUUCUUUUCCUUCCUUUCUGCCCCGAUGCAAGGGUCAUGGUGGGGAUUGGAAUGCUGAUCAUUUUGCAAUCUGAACGAAUAGGCCAGAUCAUCCCUGUCAAUGGAGGGGCAAAUGUCUGAUUUAGACUGCUUGUACGGGGUAUGGUUGCAUUGAGUAAGAUUUGGAAUUGUAUCGCAGAGCUUUGUCGCAUAAUGAGUUUA